Messenger RNA from Panicum hallii, 1092 nucleotides. Its product is annotated as bax inhibitor 1-like. Bases 127 to 879 code for a protein of 250 amino acids. Gene Ontology annotation, cellular component: membrane. The transcript has 4 exons. NCBI's taxonomy places the organism in Eukaryota, Viridiplantae, Streptophyta, Magnoliopsida, Poales, Poaceae. The record is from RefSeq and is a predicted model, not a curated record.
CUCUCGAGGAAGGAAAAUCCCCACCCCAACCCCCACCCCCCAAGGCCGCCACCACCAAACCAAGCAAUCCAAAGGCUAGGGUUUCCUGUCCUCCCUGCUGCUGGGUUCAAUCGGAGGGAGCUGGCCAUGGAGUCCCUGUUCGGCGGCUUGAGGAGGAGGAGGACGACGACGGCUGGCGGCGGCUUCGACUCGCUCAAGCGUCUGGGCCACAUCUCCCCCGCCGUGCAGUCCCACCUCAAGCACGUGUACCUCACCCUGUGCUCCGCGCUGGCCUUCUCCGCGCUCGGCGCCUACCUCCACAUCGUCCUCAACAUCGGCGGCACCCUCACCACCGUCGGAUGCCUGGCCGCCAUCGCCUUCCUCAUCUCCCUCCCCCCGUCCCAGGAUCAGGAGAGGAACCGCUUCGCCUUGCUCAUGUCCGCCGCGCUCCUACAGGGGGCCUCCGUGGGCCCGCUCGUCGAUCUGGUCCUUCACUUGGACCCGAGGAUCCUAGUCACGGCGUUCGUCGGAACCGCGAUUGCUUUUGGAUGCUUCUCGGCUGCCGCCAUCAUCGCCAAGCGCAGGGAGUACCUAUACCUCGGCGGCUUGCUCUCCUCUGCCCUCUCCAUUCUUCUCUGGCUGCAAUUUGCUGCUGCCAUCUUUGGCCACUACUACUUCACCUUUGAGCUCUACUUUGGCCUCCUGGUUUUCCUGGGAUAUAUGGUGUUUGACACCCAAGAGAUCAUCGAGAGGGCACACCAUGGGGACAUGGACUACAUCAAGCACGCACUCACUCUCUUCACCGACUUUGUAGCCGUUCUUGUUCGAGUCCUUGUCAUCAUGCUGAAGAAUGCCCAGGAGAAAUCCGAAGAGGAAAAGAAGAGGAAGAAGCGCUAUUGAAUGAAAAAACAAACUGUUUUGUUUGUCCUGAAUUUAUCUACUCUACUAUCUAGUGCUAGUAAAGACAGAAAGCUGGGAUCAGCUUGGGUAGUGUUCUGGCUGGCUACUCGGAUCAGCUUGUGUAGUGUUCUUGCUGGCUACUCGGUGUAAGUGAAUGCUUGUUUUGACUCUCGUGUUGAUUUGCUGAAAUUGCUGUAUCUUCAGUUCGGCCUA